AUGUCACAAAAAAUAACGUUGCCGAAAGUAAUCUUUGGAACUAGUGCAUUAGGAAAUUUAUAUGUGGCACUUGAAGAUAAAGUUAAACUUGAAGUAGUUACAGCAUGUAUUCAGUAUACUUCACCACAAAAACCAGUUGUAUUUGACUGUGCUGGAAAAUAUGGAGCUGGAUUAGCUUUAGAAACAUUAGGUAAUUGUCUCAAAACGUUAAAUAUAAAGCCAGAUGAUGUGCUGAUUAGUAAUAAGCUUGGUUGGUAUAGAACUAAUGAACUUCAAAAUGGAGCAGAACCUACAUUUGAACCGGGCGUAUGGCGUAAUUUGAAAUAUGAUGCAGUACAGAAGAUUAGCUACGAAGGUAUACUCGAAUGCUACGAACAAGGCAACCAGCUAUUGAAUGGAUACAAAGCUGAACUUGUAUCGGUACAUGAUCCUGAUGAAUAUAUUGCAGGAGCUCAAAAUCAAACAGAAAAGGACAAACGUUACAAUGAUAUUAUUGAAGCUUACCGUGCACUUAAUGAAUUGAAGAACCGAAAUGAAGUCAAAGCUAUUGGUAUAGGAUCAAAAGACUGGAGAAUAAUAAAACGUAUUGUCAACGAUGUUAGUUUAGAUUGGAUAAUGAUUGCUAAUAGUAUGACUGUACAUAGUCAUCCUCAAGAACUAGUUAGUUUCAUGGAAGAACUACAACAGCGUGAAAUAAUUAUUAUUAACGCAGCAUUGUUUAACGGUGGCUUUCUAGUUGGUGAAGAUUAUUACAAUUAUAGAUUGAUGGAUCCACAGCAUGAUCGACAACUGUUUCAAUGGCGUACAGAUUUUUUUAAAUUGUGUGAUAAAUAUCAAAUUAAGCCGGUUCAAGUAUGCAUCCUAUUUGGACUAAAUGCACCAGGAGUUAAAAGUAUUGCUUUAAAUACUGCAGAUAUUAAUCGUAUUAAAGAGAAUUUAGAUGUAGUAGCACUGGGAAAUAUGGUUAUACCGUCAAAUUUUUGGAAAGAAAUGAAAGAAUAUGGAUUAAUGACAAUAACUAUAUUUAUUUGUAAAAGUAUUAUUACAUAA
This is a messenger RNA of Adineta steineri, 1050 nucleotides long. NCBI's taxonomy places the organism in Eukaryota, Metazoa, Rotifera, Eurotatoria, Adinetida, Adinetidae. The record is from the annotation of a GenBank genome assembly.